This is a messenger RNA of Oncorhynchus keta (chum salmon), 1605 nucleotides long. RefSeq names its product copper-transporting ATPase 1-like. Gene Ontology annotation, cellular component: membrane. Gene Ontology annotation, biological process: monoatomic cation transport; copper ion homeostasis. NCBI's taxonomy places the organism in Eukaryota, Metazoa, Chordata, Actinopteri, Salmoniformes, Salmonidae. The transcript is spliced from 10 exons. Gene Ontology annotation, molecular function: ATP hydrolysis activity; copper ion binding; P-type divalent copper transporter activity. The record is from RefSeq and is a predicted model, not a curated record.
AUGAGUAAAGUGCAGGCCGAUGGCUAUGAUAAUAGCAUCUCAAAGGCAGAAGCUGUGAUCAGGUUUGCCUUCCAGACCUCCAUCACAGUGUUGUGUAUCGCCUGCCCCUGCUCUCUGGGCUUGGCAACCCCGACAGCUGUGAUGGUGGGCACGGGGGUGGGCGCUCAGAACGGUAUCCUCAUCAAGGGAGGGGAACCACUAGAGAUGGCACACAAGAUCCAGACAGUGGUGUUUGAUGAGACGGGUACCAUCACCUACGGAGCUCCUAAAGUCAUCCAGGUGAAGAUUGUAGUGGAGGGGAACAGGAUGCCUCGCUCCCAUCUGCUGGCCAUCGUAGGGACUGCAGAGAACAACAGUGAACACCCGUUGGGAGCUGCCAUUACCAAGUACUGUAAACAGGAGCUGGGUACAGAGUCCCUUGGUGUGUGUGCUGAGUUCGAGGCUGUACCAGGCUGUGGUAUACGAUGCCAGGUCAGUAACACUGAGACCCUGCUGAGACAACAUCAGGAGGAAGGUGAAGACAACAACCAGGGAAACAGUAUUCUGGUCCAGAUCAGGGACUGCAGAACCAGGCCAGGAUCACACCCCCUCAUCAUGAACGCGCAGCCUCUCCCCCUGGUGCAGACAGCAUCCUACCUGGUGUUGAUGGGGAACAGGGAGUGGAUGAGGAGGAACGGACUGCAGAUCAGACCUGAUGUUGACGAGACCAUGACUGAACAUGAACGCAGAGGACGCACUGCUGUACUGGUGGCUGUCGACAGUCUGCUAUGUGCCAUGAUAGCCAUAGCAGACACAGUGAAGCCAGAGGCAGGUUUAGCGGUUCACACCCUGCAGGCAAUGGGUCUGGAGGUGAUUCUGAUGACUGGAGACAACAGCAAGACAGCACGGGCCAUCGCUGCUCAGGUGGGCAUCAGGAAGGUGUUUGCGGAGGUGCUGCCGUCCCACAAGGUGGCCAUGGUAGAGCAGCUGCAGCAGGCAGGGUAGAGGAGGGUGGCCAUGGUGGGUGACGGGGUCAACGACUCGCCCGCUCUGGCCAUGGCAGACGUUGGCAUCGCCAUAGGAACUGGCUCUGACGUGGCCAUAGAGGCAGCUGACGUGGUGCUUAUCAGGAAUGACCUGCUGGAUGUGGUGGGGAGUAUUGACCUGUCCAAGAUGACCGUCAAGAGAAUCAGGAUCAACUUUGUGUUUGCUUUGGUCUAUAACCUGGUGGGGAUCCCUAUCGCUGCUGGGGUGUUCAUGCCUGUUGGUCUAGUUCUCCAGCCGUGUACGGGUUCUGCUGCCAUGGCCCUCUCCUCUGUGUCUGUGGUGCUGUCCUCUCUACUACUCAAAUGUUACACUAAGCCCAGUGCUGAGCUACUGGAGUCUUGUUUGGGCAGUCAAAAGAGACACGCUGCAAGCCUAUCAGAUGUCAGCGUCCACAUCGGCAUGGGAGAUUUGCGCCGCCCCUCCCCCAAGUUGAGGCUAUUUGACCGUGUCGUCAACUUCUUCUGCGCAUGCAUCAACUCCCUCCAAUCAAAGCACUCCCUGAACUGCAUGGCCCUCAGCGACUCCGACAAAUACUCAUUACUGGUGGGGGAGGCCCACUGCGAGGAGGAGUUUGUCUGA